AUGGGUGCGAACAAGUACUUGGAAGAGAUCGCGAAGAAGAAGCAGUCUGAUGUGCUGCGCUUCCUUCUCCGUGUUCGAUGCUGGGAGCUUCGACAACUGAAUGUCAUUCACCGAGCAUCCCGCCCAUCUCGUCCCGACAAGGCCCGCCGUCUGGGUUACAAGGCCAAGCAGGGCUAUGUCAUCUACCGUGUUCGUGUCCGUCGUGGAGGUCGCAAGCGCCCAGUGCCCAAGGGUGCCACCUACGGCAAGCCCACCAACCAGGGUGUUAACCAACUCAAGUACCAGCGAUCCCUGAAGUCGACUGCGGAGGAGCGUGUCGGACGUCGUUGCGCUAACUUGCGCGUCCUGAACUCAUACUGGAUCAACCAGGACUCCACCUACAAGUACUACGAGAUCAUCCUCGUUGACCCUCAACACAAGGCCAUCCGCCGCGACCCCCGCAUCAACUGGAUCGUCAACCCAGUCCACAAGCACCGCGAGUCUCGUGGUCUCACUGCCACUGGCAAGAAGUCCCGUGGUUUGGGCAAGGGACACGGAUUCAACAAGACCACUGCCGGCCGGAGAAAGACCUGGAAGAGACACAACACCCUCAACCUCCAACGAUACAGAUAGAUGUCUUAGCGGGAUUUUUGUGUCGUUUGUGUUGCUUCUUCGAUGGGUUGCUGGUGGAAUUCUCGGUGCGUCUGGGUUAUGGCCAUGCUAUAACAAGCCGUUGCUCAUAGCAUACGCUGAUGAAUUGAACAAUUGAAACGCGAAAUGCG
Molecule: messenger RNA, 761 nt
Organism: Amorphotheca resinae ATCC 22711
Lineage: Eukaryota; Fungi; Ascomycota; Leotiomycetes; Helotiales; Amorphothecaceae
Exons: 3
Coding region: 1-612 (203 amino acids)
Biological process (GO): cytoplasmic translation
Cellular component (GO): ribosome; cytosolic large ribosomal subunit
Molecular function (GO): RNA binding; structural constituent of ribosome
Source: RefSeq, a predicted model, not a curated record